GAGUAACCGGAGACAGAGGGGCCGGUUCCUUGGGCAUCCUCUCCUUAGAGAGGAGUGCGCGGUUCUGGGGGCCUUUCCCCGCGCGGCUCCACUGCCCGACUUCUCCCAGCAUUUUCCAGAGGGUCUCGCUCCAGCGGGUUCUUCUCCCUCAUGGCGUUCUCUGAAAAGAACAUCUCGCUUCCGAUUUUUAAAAACCUCUUGUCCUUCUUCUCCCUCUGACCCAACCCUCCCUGGAACCGUCCUAGAGGGGUUUCUCCCUCUACCAGGAUUCCUUCUUUCUCGCGGGCGGAUCUCCUUUCUUCUUGCGCCCUGGAGAGCCCAUUUCAUCUUAGGGAUCUUCAGUGGCGUCCCUGUACCAUCGACGGUCCCAGCUCUCGCCGCCAGAGGGCGCCGUCGGGGGCGGCGCGGCGCCGCUGCGGCCUCUCCUGUCCUGGCCCGGGCCUCGCCCCCUCCGCUCGUGCCGCCGGAAGUGGGAGGUGUUGCGCGCGGGCCGGCGCUCGACCCCUCCCCCCGUGGCUCGGCCGCCCCCUCCCCCGCUCCGCCCGCUCAGAGUGUGAUGGCGGCGCCUGAGGUAGCUGGUGGUGUGGCCAGUGCUCCCAGUCCUCCAGAAUCCUCUCCUAGUUUAUGUGCUUCCAAAUCAGAUGAAGGUCUCCCAGAUGGUCUAAGCCCCAAAGACCCUGUCGAGAAGCACAAGAACUUGCCUCAGUCAAGUGUAAGUAGCCAAACGCUAACCAAGGAGAAUAACAGAAAUGUCCAUUUGGAACACCCAGAGCAGAAUCCUGGGUCAUCAGCAGGUGACACUUCAGCAGCGCACCGGGCAGUUUUAGGAGAAAACUUGAUAGAUACGGCCCUUUGUCUUUCUGGCAGUGGGUCUCAGUCUGACUUGAAGGACUUGGCCAGCACAGCAGGAGAGGAGGGGGAUACGCACCUGCAGGAGAGCCUCCAUCCAGUCACUCGGUCUCUUAAGGCAGGGUGCCCUACAAAGCAGCUUGUCUCCGGGAGUUGUUCUGAAGAGACAGUCCCACAAGCCUCCAUCCUAAAGGAAGGUAUCAGGGACCCAGGCUUGGAUUUCCGACCCGUAGUGCCUCCAGCAAAUGGGGUUGAAGGAGUCAGAGUGGAUCAGGAUGAUGAUCAGGAUAGCUCUUCCCUGAAGCUCUCUCAAAACAUUGCUGUACAGACUGACUUUAAGACAGCUGAUUCAGAGAUAAACACAGAUCAAGAUAUUGAAAAGAAUCUGGAUAAAAUGAUGACAGAAAGGACCUUGUUGAAGGAGCGCUACCAGGAGGUCCUGGACAAGCAAAGGCAAGUGGAGAAUCAGCUUCAAGUGCAAUUAAAGCAGCUUCAACAAAGGAGAGAAGAAGAAAUGAAGAAUCACCAGGAGAUAUUAAAGGCUAUCCAGGAUGUGACAAUUAAGCGAGAAGAAACAAAGAAGAAGAUAGAGAAGGAAAAGAAAGAGUUUUUGCAGAAGGAGCAGGAUCUGAAAGCUGAAAUUGAGAAACUUUGUGAGAAGGGCAGAAGGGAAGUAUGGGAAAUGGAACUGGACAGACUCAAGAAUCAGGAUGGUGAAAUAAAUAGGAACAUUAUAGAAGAGACAGAGAGGGCCUGGAAGGCAGAGAUCUUAUCACUGGAGAGCCGGAAAGAGUUGCUGGUAUUGAAACUAGAAGAAGCAGAAAAAGAGGCAGAACUACAUCUUACUUACCUCAAGUCAACUCCUCCAACACUGGAGACAGUUCGUUCCAAACAGGAGUGGGAGACAAGACUCAAUGGAGUUCGGAUAAUGAAAAAGAAUGUUCGGGACCAAUUUAAUAGUCAUAUCCAGCUAGUGAGGAAUGGAGCCAAGCUGAGCAGCCUUCCUCAAAUCCCUACUCCCACUUUGCCUCCACCCCCAUCAGAGACAGACUUCAUGCUUCAGGUGUUUCAACCCAGUCCCUCCCUGGUUCCUCGGAUGCCCUUCUCCCUUGGGCAGGUCACAAUGCCCAUGGUUAUGCCCAGUGCAGAUCCCCGUUCCUUAUCUUUCCCAAUACUGAACCCUGCCCUUUCCCAGCCCAACCAGCCUUCCCCACCCCUUCCUGGCUCCCAUGGGAGAAAUAGCCCUGGCUUGGGUUCCCUUGUUGGCCCCCAUGGUCCCCACAUGCCCCCUGCCGCCUCCAUCCCGCCUCCCCCAGGCUUGGGCGGUGUUAAGGCUUCUACUGAAACUCCCCGGCCCCAACCAGUAGACAAACUGGAGAAGAUCCUGGACAAGCUGCUGACACGGUUCCCACAGUGCACUAAGGCCCAGAUGACCAACAUUCUUCAGCAAAUCAAGACAGUACGUAGCACCAUGGCAGGCCUGACCAUGGAGGAACUGAUCCAGUUGGUAGCUGCACGACUGGCAGAACAUGAGCGGAUGGCAGCAAGUACUCAGCCACUUGGUCGGAUCCGGGCCUUGUUCCCCGCUCCACUGGCCCAAAUCAGUACCCCGAUGUUCUUGCCUUCUGCCCAAGUUUCAUAUCCUGGAAGGUCUUCACAUGCUCCAGCCACUUGUAAGCUGUGUCUAAUGUGCCAGAAACUUGUCCAGCCCAGUGAGCUGCAUCCAAUGGCAUGUACACAUGUGUUACACAAGGAGUGUAUCAAAUUCUGGGCCCAGACCAACACAAAUGAUACUUGUCCAUUUUGUCCAACUCUUAAAUGACGGAUCUGUCUGGGGAGGAAGAAGAGGAGAAACUGAUGUGAACAGGAAGGAGCGGGUUCAAGAUUUCUAAAACUCUAUAUUUAUACAGUGACAUAUACUCAUGCCAUGUACAUUUUUAUUAUAUAGGUAAUGUGUGUAUAGAAAGUCUGUAUUCAGAUGUUCAUAAAUGAAAGUAUGUAUAUUAUGCAGAAAUCGUCUGUUUCCCCUCAUCUUGCAGUUCUUUUUGCGGAGGCAGAUUGUAGGGAAGAUGAUGUUUAGUUUGGCCUUGAAAUUAUGAUAUUCCUGCCUAGGGUUGUUUUCAAAUACAAUAUAAAAACCAUCCUGGAAGCUGCUAUUGCUCUAAGGCUAUCCUGCUUUGAUUUGGCUCAGUCUCUAGUCUCUUUUCUUAAGGCUCACGUAUGCAGAUUUGAACUCUGGUGCUUGCCCACUGUCCAACCAAAUGCCUUGUUUACCGAAAGCCUCAGGAAGCCUCAGUGUUCAAGCCACUCUUCUCCAAAUGGAUAAAAUGAGACUGAUUGAGGAAAAAAAUUGUGACCCUAAUGGUUUGACUUUUCAUUGAAUAUUUUACUGUGUUAAUGCUCAUUGUUUGUACAAGACAUUGGAUUUACAGAAUAUUCUGUUUUACAUCAGCAAAGUACACAAUCCAAGAAUAACAACAUAACCAGGUCCCAUUUCGCCCCAGAAUCUUCUGUCCACCCUACUUCCUGGUUACAGACAUCCAUUUAGAAACUGGCACAAGCCACAGGUUUUUUCUGGGCCAAGCUAUCCCUUGCCACCACUGACUUGGCUAGCCAAGCUCUGACAGAUCAACCUUGUGAAAUCCUCACUCCUUUUUCACUUCUGGUCUCCUAGUCUAGCUAACUCCCCUCCCCCUUGAAGGUUAAGGCAGUUGGUUCACAACCAAGUUGUUUGGUGACCUUGGUGAGCUCCAGGCAGGCACUGGGGUGAGGAGAUGUCUGUGUACAAUUACUUACAGAAUGAUCUUGGAUGCUGUUUUAACUUUUUUGAAACAAAAAAAGCUAUGGGAGACUUGUUUCCUGUUCUGGGAAAAACGGAGACCAGAGUGAUAUGAAGAAAGGAGGUUGGAUUUCACGUUUAUAAAUUCUUUGUUCUGUGGAUAGCUGUAUGGAACUGGAUCAUUUUAUCCACUUAUGCUUAUUGAGCUUCUGAUUUUUAGGUUUCAUACCUGGGAAUGCUGUGAUUCUAUUAGAGCUUUGAAUCUUUUCCUAUCCUUUUAUCUUUACUCUGAUAGGAAAUGGCUUCAGCUCCCUUCUCUUUGUAUUUAACCAAGUAAAAACUGUUAAUCAAAAAGAAAAAAGUGACUCCAGGGGAAGGACAUCAUUAUAUUGACAUCAGUUGAAUUUUUCCCAUUCGGAGACCUGGAAAUGCCUCUCUGUCUUCGUUACUCUUUCCCUUCAUUAUCUUUCAUCCUUGCCUCUCAGCUCAUGGAGGUACUCUUUCUCUUCUCUUGCCUUACUUGCCCAGGUUUAUUGACUAGCAUCAGUUUAAGCAGCUGGACUUCCUGGGUCCUCCUUGACAUCUAGAAGGGUGAUUGAAAUGGAAAUGGCCUUAGUACUCCACUGCUGUAGAAGUCAGAUGACCACUUCUAUGGUUAAUGAAAUAUUAAUGUCUUCAGUUUAGUAGUUGUCAUUGAUAGGAACUAUGGCAAAAUGGAAGGCCAUUCCUUUAUUCUUUUCAUUUUUUUAAUCUUGUAAUCAAAGAUUCUCUCCCCCCUCAACUUUUCAGCAGCCUUUAGGCCACAUGCACUAUUUUUCAGUAUUCCCUGAACAUGUAGAAAUUAGAGGUGAGUGUAAAAAGAUUCUGUUUCUUUUCCAAAAGUCCUUGAAGCCACAGGAGUAGAGAGAGAAAAAAAGGAGCCACAUGCACUAUUUUUCAGUAUUCCCUGAACAUGUAGAAAUUAGAGGUGAGUGUAAAAAGAUUCUGUUUCUUUUCCAAAAGUCCUUGAAGCCACAGGAGUAGAGAGAGAAAAAAAGGAAGAGGUGAAUAGGGAGGUUUAACUGCUUCUUAGUAAACACCAACCCCACCCGGAAAGCCAACUAUAGCAGGAGGACAAGUGUUUUGGAGAGUUGUGUUUGGGAGCUGGGGCCUCAUUGUUGCUCUUUUCUCUUUCUUGUUCAGGAACAAUUAGAAAGGAACCCUUAAGUUUUGGCCAUCAUUGUUCUCCCUUUUCCCUCUGUCCACUGGUCUGCAAGGUAAAACCAUGCAGACCAAUGGGAAAGGCCCCAAAUGAGGUGAGUGGAGAUGAGACAGUCAUUUUUCAGGAGUAGAAUUUAAAAAUAGAGAUAUAUAAUACAUAUUUUUACAAGCAAGAAGCUGUUGUCAACUUUGUUUUGUUUUUUUUACACUUAAAAUUCAUAGUUUCAGGGUAGAAAGGAAGUAACUGUAAAAAGAAAAAGUACAACCAGUUUUCUCUAAAAAAAAAAAAAAAAAAAGAUAACAUGACAAUGGAAUUUACUAAUAAAGGGGUUGAUUGUAUGUCCUGGAACGAGCUGGAAAAAAGCCAGCUUCCCCCAACAUGGGUAGAAAUCAUAAAGCCGAAUAUGACAUUUUCCUUUCUGGAAGUUUAUUUACAUAGGAAGUUCCAAGCUGGGAAUGGACAGUUUCAUCUUCCUGUCAGUCUUUGUGGUGUGGUAUGUCAGGCUAUGUGGUGUGGGGUGUUCCCAGUCAGCCAAAGCAGCACCAAGUGUAAUGGGAAUGAAGAGAACCCAGAUAAAAAGCUGUGACUUCAGUAUUCUUGUUUUAUUGGUUUAUGGCUUGUGGGCAGCUGGCUGAGGCCAGGAACUUUAGAGGCCCUCCUUGUGUUCCUUUUCCUCAUCAGGUGAUCUCACACUAGGCAUGUCCCAUACCUGGAAGCAGUGUGCUGACCAAAUAGGAACAGGAUGCAGUGUGCCUAUCAGGAAAAUUCAGCUCUUCCACUAACACUGGUACUAUAGUUGCUGUGUUAGAAUCGAACUUGGUCCCCACUACCUAGCCCAAGUGCCAGCCUGGGUACUCAAGUACUGUCUGGAGUGGGGUGUAGAAAGCAGGACAGGGAAAAAGGAUGGUCUCCAUUGAGAGGCUUUUGUGGUGAAGGAAAUAAGGAAGCCCUGUGGCUGCCAUCCCUUCUCCAAGCAGCCUUGAUACUGAAGUGAUGAUGCUAGAGCCAGAAAGCCCUGUGUUUCUGGCACUCCUGGUAUAAUACUAAUGCCAUUAUGGGAUGCCUUAAGCCAAGUACAUGGAAGGGACACCAGAGAGGAUGAGAGGCAAGGAACCCAAUCUGUAGUAUAUAAAAAACUUAGCACUUACAGCUGAACAAAAAGAAAUCCAGGCAGAGGUGUAGGGCAUCAACCCUUUAUCUAUUGAAUGAAUAUGUAGGAUUCUGCUCUCAAGGAUUAGGUAGGAGAGGUCUCUUACCUAUUCCUCUUAGCACCUUGGCUGCAGAGCUCCAGAGGAAGAGGGAGUUGGGGGAGGGACUGAACCUUUGACAAGGAAACAAAGCCCAGCUCUGCUAUAGCAGGUUAGGAUGUUUCAGUGCUGCAUAGCAUGUGUAGAAUAAAGGGUUCAGAUAGAGACAAGUGGAAUUAAUAAGGUAGAAAGUCAUUUGUUAGAUGAAACUUUUUAGUGGGCAUUUUUCAUUUAAGAGAGCUAAAAAGAGCUCUUUGGCUAGAUAAGCCCUUCCCAUCUCACUUUUGGUCAGGCUGCAACCAUAGAAAAGAAACCAUCAGGAAGCAACACCCAUCUUAUGGGAUGGAUUCUAUCUAGGGAACGAGAUCUAAAAUGGAGACUGGCGAGUGGUUAUAAUUCUGCCUUUCCUAGCUUUGAUCCUUACUUUUCCCUGUCUUUGCAUCCCCUUUCCUUUUCCUCUUCCUGACCUCCCCCAUAUUAAAAAUAUUCAAUCUAAUUAAUUUUGUUUAAUUCAAGAGGCAGGCUUUGCACCAGUAUUAGGCUUGUUUAUACAGUUCCUAUCUAAAGCGAACAGCAAACUGUACAUCCUCUCCUACUGACUUUGGCCAGCAGUGAAAGAAGAUUGGCCCUUCCUUUGCCAGUGUACCACAGAGACACCUGCUGGAAAAAACUGGUAUGUUACCAGUACUUCCAGAACUAAGAAAAGGAAGAUACUUUGGGUUGGAGAAUCUAAAGGAACGGUGGGCAAAGGUUCAGGGGUGCAGUCUCAAGCAGCAGAAUUUCCCACCUCUAGUUUGAGGUGAGCAAGAGUAUUCCCACCAGCAGAGCACUUCUUUCUUCCCUCUCUUAUUUCACAGGGUACCAUCCCUGUAACCCACCUUGCCAGCUUUUCCUUUUCUGUCAAAACAGAGGCCUUUGGUGGAUGGGUAGGGUCCUGAGGUACUCUGGCCACAGGAGCCAUCUGUGCCUCAUACUUGUGUUCAAAGUUGAACCACCCAGAUGUCAUCCAGUGGAAUCUGUCUUCUUCCAUGGGUCCUCUCACUUCAGCAAGGAGAUGUCAUCAGCAAAGUCAUCGUGCUGAUGGCGCAGACAGCGGAGGCAGCGCCACUGACACACCAUGAGGCAGAGUGGCAGCAUGAAGAGGGCGCAGAUGGCAGCCAUGACAUAGGCUAUGGUCAUGAGGGUUGAUUCAUCUGUCUGUGGAAUGUUGUAGCCACAGUCUUCCAUGUCCAGGGUGACAAAAGGGCCUUCCACUGCUGCUGUCCUGAACUCGUCAUGCACUAGGAAAAGGGCAAAUGUGAAUGGUCAGCUCUGAUUGUCAUAUAGCAGUUUGGGUUACACAACAAAAAGAACUUCCUGAUAGACCUUUAAAUUAGCACCUGAUGUGGCUGUAGAAUGUCCUUCCUUGGAGAUGUUUAGGAGCAGGGCAGAAAGCCUGAGCCAGGUGGAGGCAUGUCUCCCCUACCAGGUUACUGGGAGCAACAACUCUCCUGUCCACUUACCCAGUGGGAAUGAUACCUAAAAGUCAGUCGUUCUGAACUGACCACAAAAAGCCAGCCCUUUAUCCACCUAGUAAAGUCAUCUGCCACUGCUAAAACCCAAAAGACCCUGCCACCUUUCUGAAGUAGCAUUCAACUCGCCAUACAGCCAGUGACAGGGUCACUUGGUAGGCUCAGCCCACCCAAGGUACCGAGGCAGCUCUUAUUCCUCCAAGUUUCCAGCAGAAGUCACCCAUCCAGGCAGGGCUCACCAUGCCAGGCUGUACCAAAAAAAAAAAAAAAAAAAAAAAAAA
Choloepus didactylus (southern two-toed sloth) is the source of this 7868-nucleotide messenger RNA. RefSeq names its product ring finger protein 214 (gene RNF214). The transcript has 15 exons. NCBI's taxonomy places the organism in Eukaryota, Metazoa, Chordata, Mammalia, Pilosa, Megalonychidae. The coding region runs from base 557 to 2671 and encodes 704 amino acids. Gene Ontology annotation, molecular function: ubiquitin-protein transferase activity. The record is from RefSeq and is a predicted model, not a curated record.